Molecule: messenger RNA, 1566 nt
Organism: Entrophospora sp. SA101
Lineage: Eukaryota; Fungi; Glomeromycota; Glomeromycetes; Entrophosporales; Entrophosporaceae
Source: the annotation of a GenBank genome assembly
AUGCAACAACCCGAGCCUAUAAUGAACAAUGUCUUCCUAGUGGAUAUCUGCAUUGACAAAAUAUAUGCAAACGAUUCUUCUCCAUUGGAUAUUGCAAAAUUAGGAAUAAAAUAUUUCAUACAGCAAUAUGCAAAUUGUGGUAAAAAUAUUGGCUUUAAAUGUAUCUUGGCUACUUCAAAUAAAAGACAGUGUUGUUUAAAGACUGAAUUUCAUGACUCAAUACACACAUUCUUAGAACAACUUGAAUUAUUGGGUCCUACAGAUCCUGCUUAUUAUGGUUCAGGUCUUAACAUUGUUUUUGAACUACUUAGCCUGCGUAGAAUUGUUCGUAAUAUGGAUUCACCCUAUAGGGGUAACUAUGUUGAACAUAAUGAAACAACAAAUAUAUUUUGGUUUACUGAUGGUAAAAAUAUGAGUUGGUUAAAUAAAGAUCUUACAUAUCAGGGUUCCGAAUCUCAAUCACCUAGUGCAACAAUUUACAAAACAAAAUUUCGUUGGGAUCAAAAACUUUAUAUAUUCUUAAUUACACAAUUUCAAAAUCCACAAAAUCCAAUUACAGAAAUACCACCACCAAGUUUGGAUUGGAUUAAUAUGGUUAUGCGACAAAUGUUACACGCUAUAAGAAGUAUACUAGGUAUCGAAAAAGAGCCAUAUAAACUUUCAAAAAAUCCAUGUCAAUAUUCAAUAUUUCAAACAUGCGGAGUACAUUUAAUUUUUUCAGAAGCUCAAAUAGGAAAUAGUUCAUCUCAACGUAUGAAUCAUUUUGUGCAGUUAUAUGUUGACCCUGCAAGACAAUCAGGAUUUUAUCCAAUACCUGAAAAUUUUUGGUUCGAUUCUGAAGUAUUAAAAACACACCCCAUCAACAAUAAUUUGGUUAAAAGAUCUUCAAUACCAACAUUAACAUUUAUUAGAGAUAAUCAAUUUGCCUCAAAGUUAAACGAAUUACCAUCAUUCAUACCACGUGACAUAUAUGUUGUGUCUGAUUGCCAAAUAACAAGAGAUUUAAAAGUUCAACCACAAGGAAUCAAGUGGCCUGUAUAUGUUGAAAAUAGCAGUAAAUAUGAACGCCUUGGUUAUCCAUUUGGUUAUCUUAUUGCCACACAAAAGGAUGAAUCUAGUUUGGAUGGGUUGAGACAAAUUUUUCAAAACUGUAAAUUGGAUAUUACAGCGUUUUCUUAUAGACGUCCAUUCACUGAUGGGCUUGACAUAUAUCUUAGACAAAUCACACAAACUGCUGUUGUUAAAUUUGACCAGAUAAAAGAAGAAGUAUCAGCAAAUCGUUUGAAUAUAUUUAAACCAAUACCAAUGGUUGAAAAAAAAGUUGGUCAUUCUUCUCUUGCAAAAUUGACUACAAUUGCUAGAGCAGAAUUUUUGAAUCUUUUGGAAACACAAUCUGAAGCUGAUCCUGUUCACACAUUAGGUACUGGUGAUAUGGGAAAUUACAGGGAUGUUAUUGUUAAAAGGAAACAAUCUCUAUUAAGAGAUUUAUAUUAUGACUUUGAUCCAAAUGAUAAAAAAAAGAAAGAUAAACGUGCAUUUGGUAGUCCGUUUAAAAAUCCUGACCAG